Westerdykella ornata is the source of this 762-nucleotide messenger RNA. Its product is annotated as nucleolar essential protein 1. Gene Ontology annotation, cellular component: small-subunit processome; nucleolus. Gene Ontology annotation, biological process: rRNA base methylation. Gene Ontology annotation, molecular function: rRNA binding; rRNA (pseudouridine) methyltransferase activity. The record is from RefSeq and is a predicted model, not a curated record. Bases 1 to 762 code for a protein of 253 amino acids. NCBI's taxonomy places the organism in Eukaryota, Fungi, Ascomycota, Dothideomycetes, Pleosporales, Sporormiaceae. The transcript has 2 exons.
AUGGCCCCCGACAUUGCAGGAACCCAGUCGCUCCCACCGCCGGACCUUCCCAAACUCGUCGCCGAACAACACGUUCCCAUACCCAGCAGCGACAAGGACACGCAAAGACUGAUUGUGGUACUCUGCAAUGCCACGCUCGAGACGUACAAAGCCUCGGUCGGGUCCGGUCGUGGCCCUGGAGGAAGGGAAGAGAAGUACAACCUUCUCAACAGCGACGACCACAUCGGUGUCAUGAGGAAGAUGGGUCGCGACAUCAGCGAAGCGCGACCUGAUAUCACACACCAGUGCCUGCUCACACUAUUGGACUCGCCGAUCAACAAGGCUGGAAAGCUCCAGAUUUACAUCCAGACGGCGAAGAAUGUGUUGAUCGAGGUCAACCCCGGCGUCCGGAUACCACGUACAUUCAAGCGAUUUGCUGGUCUCAUGGUCCAGCUGCUCCACCGACAUCAGAUCCGGUCGACAACGUCGCAGGAGAAGCUCAUCCAGGUGAUCAAGAAUCCGAUUACGGACCAUCUCCCUCCCAACUGCCGAAAGGUGACGCUCAGCUUCGACUCGGAAGUUGUGCGUGUACGAGAUUACAUCCAAGGUUUGAACAAGAACGAGAGCAUCUGCGUCUUCAUUGGUGCCAUGGCCAAGGGCAACGAUGACUUUGCCGACGCCAUCAAGGAUGACUCGAUCAGUAUCAGCAACUUCAACCUCAGCGCCAGUGUAGCAUGCAGUAAAUUCUGCCAUGCAGCCGAGGACGUUUGGGGCAUCAUCUAG